CCCAAUCAGUUUGUAUGUUAAAUCCAGCCUGGAUUUAGCAUUAUUACACUCAUAAAACCCAAAGUCUUUCUUCCCCUUCAGAAAAGUUGAAGCCUGAAUGUCUUUACUGUUCAUGGACUUCACGUCUCCAGUUUAUCCACCUUCACUUUCUAUAAUUAAUAAAUGUACCUCUCUCUCUCUCUCCUAUAACUAAAUAAGUUCAUGCGAAGGCCAUGCACUUAGACACCGUUUACAACUCACCGCCCAAUCACACCCAACGAUUCCUCCACCGCAGCAAUGCAUCCUCCUCCAUUUCCUCCUUUCCCUCCUCUUCCUGCCAUUGGCUUUCUUUCCUCUCCUACCUAUCUAUAAUGGCACCCACGACCCGCCAAAUUCAACCUUUCCCUCUCUCUCUGCCUAUCUGUAUUUUAAUAGGGUAUGAGGACCUCUGGCUGUGUUAAGUUCAAUUAAAUACUGCUACCAUCCUGCUGAACUUAAGAGCUAGCAGAAGAUGAAAUUUGAAGACCUUUUGAUGGAAAGAAGCGAGGACGAGAAGAAAAAGCUUCAGCUCCAAGAAGAGGUCGACAACUUGCAAGCAGAAUUAGACGAGGAGAAAGAAAUCAACAGGGUUCUGCGCUGCGCUCUUCAGGGGCCAGUAUUGUCACAGCCAUUGCUUUCCUCGUUGGCUCCACCUCAAGUUCAGGCACUUCUUGCUGAACUAGCAGUGGUUGAGGAAGAGAUACUUUCGCUAGAGAGAAAAAUCAAUGAGCUGAAAAUGGAACUCUAUCAGGAGAAAAAACAGACCAAGGAAUGGAAAAUGCAGCAAUUACAGCAGGCAAAGAACCAAUCAAUAUGCGGACCAGGGAAUGUUUCAGCUCAACAUGAUGAUCUUAAACAGAGAACCAGAUCACAGAAUUAUGAAGUAUUCGAUAAAGGGAAAAUAAAAAGUCAUAGGAGAGCCUCUUUAGGUUCUGCAUUAGAUACCCUAAGCCUGUCUUCCUCAGAAUGCACCGAUGAAUUUCGUGAAAGAUCAAAGAAACAUACCUGGAGAAUCCAAAAUCAAUGCCCUAUCAACAAAGAGCUUAACUAUGAGAAACCAAAUGCACUCUCAGAAGAACUGGUCAAAUGCCUGAUAGGCAUUUUUCUUGAAUUGAACCAAGCAUCACAAGAUAGAGAAGGAUCGGCCAUUGUUCCCAAGCUUAGUUUCUCCUGCAUGGCUUCAAAAGGCUACAUGGCAAAACCCUCAUUGAACUUUAAAUCACCCUUGUUUCCUUUCAAUCAAAAUACAUCAAAUAUCGAUCCUUACAGCAUACUGCCAGAAUUAGUUGGCAUUAUAAGAGACAUUGGGCCUUACAAGAACUUCAUCCAAAUCACUAGACACUCAUUGGAUGUCAGUCGAUUCUCAGAGUGCCAAGCAGCAAUCGGAAAGUUGAGGGUUUUGAUGCAUAAACUAUCUAAUGUUGACUUGACUUUCUUAACCUACAAGCAGAAGCUAGCAUUUUGGAUCAAUAUCUACAAUGCCUGUAUUAUGCAUGCAUUUCUCGAACAUGGGUUACCUUCCACACAAGAGAAAUUACUAGCACUCAUGAACAAGGCUGCACUCAAUGUCGGUGGUAUAGUGCUGAAUGCUUUAGCCAUUGAGCAUUUUAUUCUUCGUCAUCCAUGUGAAUCAAAAUAUGGUCCCAUGGAUGAGAAGGAAAUGCUACUGAGGCAUGCCUAUGGUUUGGGGUAUCCAGAACCCAAUGUAACAUUUGCUCUUUGCCGAGGCAGCUGGUCCUCGCCGGCAUUAAGGAUCUACACAGCAGAUGAAGUAGUGAAUGAAUUGGGGAGGGCAAGGGUUGAGUACUUGGAAGCUUCAGUGGGAGUUACAAACAAGAGGAAAAUUUUGAUGCCUAAGCUUCUGCAAUGGCACAUGCGAGAUUUUGCUGAUGACAUGGAAUCACUACUAGAAUGGAUCUAUAGCCAGUUGCCACGUUCUGCAUCUCUGAAAAGAUUAAUAAUGGAAUGCCUAAACAAAGAAACAAAAUCUCUGAUGACAAGAAUGGUUGAAGUUCAGCACUAUGAAUCUGAGUUCCGCUAUCUGCUGCCCUUAUAACUGAAAUGAACAAAGAACCAGGGGGAAAAGGAAUGUAGUCAUUUGCAGCAAACAUAUUUGUAACAGAAGUUGGUUUCUUUUUAGAUCAACAACAUUCGCUAAGAUCGGCAAAACAGCUUGAGGGAUAAAAGGAGAACUCAACAAGAAUGACAAUUGUUUGCAGCGCUGAAUUAUCAUUGCCAACUGUCAUUUGCAUUCAGCAUAUUCAAAGUUCUACAAACUUGCACAUGUUCCAUUUGGAAGAAAACAGUAGGGUCC
Messenger RNA from Theobroma umbraticum, 2332 nucleotides. RefSeq names its product ternary complex factor MIP1 leucine-zipper protein (Protein of unknown function, DUF547). Lineage: Eukaryota; Viridiplantae; Streptophyta; Magnoliopsida; Malvales; Malvaceae. The record is from RefSeq and is a predicted model, not a curated record.